AUGACAUCAACACCCUCGCUCAGGCAAAGCCUUGCCGCUGCUGUCCUUGCCGCUCUUCCUCUCGCCAGUGCACAAGGCACUACUCCUCCAAAACUCACAGCCGAUUGUAACAAUGUAGCCAUCUUCAUGGCCCGUGGAAACGAUGCUCCAUACCACGACGGACGCACCUCACCAUUUAGCGAUGCUACCUGCGCAAAAUUUCAGGCCAAGGGCUUCACUUGCGACUACAUGGACGUCGUCUUCGAUGGCACUCUUGGUGUCCCGUACUGCCCUACCAUCCAGGAGGGUGCCGUCAACGGCGUCAGGCAAAUCACAGAGUACAAUGCCAAGUGCCCGGACACCUUGAUUGUCCUCAACGGUUACUCUCAAGGUGCCAUGGUCGGUGGUGCUAUACUCAGUGGUGGAGGUGAGGACGCAUGCGAUGUUGAUCCGCAGACUACCGGUCUUGACCCCAACUCCAAGGCCGGCCAGGCCCUCAAGGCGGCUCUCCUCUGGGGUGACGUCAAGCAUACUGCUAAUCAGCCAUACAACGUGCUCGAUGGUGCCGACAAGCAGGUCUGGCCGCGUACAGGUGCCAAUCUUGAGCGCAUGAACCGCUUCUCUUCUGUCUUGCGUUCAUACUGCGCUGCCGGUGACCCGGUUUGCGCUGGUGGUACCAACGUUGCUCAGCAUCUCAACUACUUUGAGUUGUACACAGAUGAGUCUUCGUCAUGGGUUGUCGACAAGCUUACACCGCUCUUGGUCAAGCCUUCUUCAUCGUCUGUCUUGUCAAGCUCGGCUACGCCUACUCCCACGCCUACACCUUCACCUGAACCCACACCCACACCUACGCCCACCUCUGCGGCCUCUACCUCUGAGGUCAGUUCCACCGAGCCUUCUAGUACCGUAGUAGUUCCUGAGUCUUCCACUCCAGUUUCCUCGGAUAUCAAGUCCACCAGCACUGCAGUUAUCCCCAGCCCCUCAAGCCCAAGCCCCGACUCAACUACUCUGGCUCCUCCUUCCCACCCAGGAACAACAGCCUACCCCAUAACUAUCAUCCCGACUUCUUCAGCGCACUAUGGCAACUCGACUAUCCCGGCUUCCAGCUCCAUAAAGACGCCUAUCAAGCCCCAUGAGACGCCUUCCCUGCCUGCUGGACAUGCUUCGUAUCCGGCUGUUCCGGCUCCGGUUACCACAAAGGCGCCGGGAUACCCUGCGCACCCGCCGGCUUGCCCACCGGCUCUCGUCUACGAGACGGUGACGGAGUACGCAUACGUAUAUGAGAGUAUGUGA
Molecule: messenger RNA, 1272 nt
Organism: Bipolaris sorokiniana ND90Pr
Lineage: Eukaryota; Fungi; Ascomycota; Dothideomycetes; Pleosporales; Pleosporaceae
Product: carbohydrate esterase family 5 protein
Exons: 2
Coding region: 1-1272 (423 amino acids)
Molecular function (GO): hydrolase activity
Source: RefSeq, a predicted model, not a curated record